Ostreobium quekettii is the source of this 2859-nucleotide messenger RNA. The record is from the annotation of a GenBank genome assembly. NCBI's taxonomy places the organism in Eukaryota, Viridiplantae, Chlorophyta, Ulvophyceae, Bryopsidales, Ostreobiaceae.
AUGAGCGCCGUAGGGGGGGGCUACUGGGACCACCCGUCCGCCUUGGUGUGCCUUGGCGUUGCCGUCCACUUGGUGCUGGCGUAUAGCGUGAUUGACAUACACUUCCAGACGCCCGUCGUCCCCGGCAUAGCUCCGCUGCCAGUCAACAUAUCCGCGCCGGCCAAACGCGUGGUGUUGAUCGUGGCCGACGGCCUCAGAGCAGACAAGCUGUUCUCGUCCGAUGCCAGCGGGGCUCCGCUUGCCCCUUUCCUGCGGUCCAGGGGUCUUGAGCACGGCGCAUUUGGGGUUGCACACACAAGGCCGCCCACGGAGUCGCGCCCUGGCCACGUCGCCAUAGCUGCGGGCUUCUACGAAGAUCCCAGUGCACUGCUGUCCGGCUGGAAGGUGAAUCCCGUGAAGUUUGACUCCAUUUUCAACCACACCCUUGGCUCCUGGGGCUUGGGUGCCCCUGACGUCGUGCCCAUUUUCGAAGGCCACGGCCCCUACGCCUAUGAUGCUUACCCUCCAGACUUCGAGGAUUUCUCAGCGGACGAUCUGACGACUCUGGACGCCUGGGUCUUCGACAGGGCCUUUGGGCUCAUUCAAAACGCGACUGCGACGAACGAGAGUCACCCCCUUAAGGAUGGCCCAUCUGUCCUGUUCCUUCACCUCCUGGGCCUGGACUCCAAUGGCCACGCGCACGGAGGCCCUUCCUCCCCGGAAUACUUGCACAAUAUAAAGUUCGUGGACCAGGGCAUACGAAAUCUGGCUGGCUGGGUGGAAGCCGCUUUCCCAGAUGGGUGUACAUCAUUUGUGUUCACUGCCGACCAUGGCAUGACAGCACAGGCCAGCCAUGGCGACGGCUCCCCAGAAAAUACAGAAACACCCCUGGUGCUCUGGGGCCCAGGCAUUAGAGGCAGGCUUGCCAGUCAAAAUGUUUCAGAGUGGGGAUAUAACUCAAAAAGCAGGGUGGACAUUGAACAAGCUCAGAUUGCACCGCUGAUGGCCGCUUUGCUUGGUGUGUCCACUCCUGUGAAUGCUCUGUUCCACGUCCCAGUGGAGCUGCUUGGAGUUGGGGAUUUGUUCAGAUCCCAGGCUGCCUGGGCCAGUGCUCGCCAGGUGGUUGCUGCAUACGAGAGGAAGGCUGAGCAAGUGGAAGAGACUGUGGUUGGGUGGAAGUUCCGACCUUAUGGCCCAUUGCAGAAUGGCAAGGAUGUUUUGAUGUCCAGGAUAGAGAAAGCUCUGCAUUGUCAGCGGUACCCAGAAGCAGAAAGGCUCAGCACAGAGCUGGCAGACUUGGCUGAGGAUGGGUUGCUCUACCUGCAGCGAUACGAUGGCCCUGUGCUCAAGGUUGCAGUCUCUCUUUCAUUUCUUGGCUGGAUGGCUUUCCUGGCCUUGCAACUGCUGGUCUGUGUCGGAAAUCAGCACCACGCAUCGAUCAUCAACACCUGGCGGGUUGUUGGCUCUGUUCUCAUUCUUCUGUCAUGGCUUCGCUUGGCUUUAGCGGGCGCUCAGUUCACAUACUAUCUCUAUGCAGUGUUGCCAUUGGCAUGCUGGGCUGAGGUGUUGCACAUCAUUCAGCAGUCGACAAAGGUGUUGAAGUCCAGAGCAUUGGAUGCCCCUGUGGCAACUGUAGGUGUUGGUGUCCCAGCAGUCUUGCUGUUCCUGUUUGGAAUUUCCUCUGGGUUCAAUAACAGGCGGAUUUUUCUGUUUCUCAUGUGCGUGGCAGGGGUCCAGGCCAUGCUGCUACGACCCAGGUCUGGCAUGCAGGGCUUUCUUUGCUUCUCCUCCUUUGCUGUUUGUGGAGCCUUCACCUGGCUGCCGCUGACGAAGUCGAGCAAUCCUGUGAUGUCAUCUGGUGGGGGACUGAUGGGUAUUGUGGCAGUUUUGAGCACAAGGCCUUGGCGACAGGACAUGGGAAACUGGAGGCUGGCCAUCCUUCUGGCACAAAUUCUAACAGUACUGGCCGCCAGCUGUCUGGUGUGGAUUUCACACCUAACACCCAGCCAGCUCAGGAGCCGCAGCGGGGCUCUAAUGGGAUGGACACCCAUGCAGGCCCUCUCUUGGUUGAUAUUCACAGGCUCGCCACUGAUUCCCCUGCUUUCUGGUUGCGCGUUCCAGGAGCGUAUCCAAAGCGUAUUUCUGGGUUUUCUGUCAUCAAUUACUGUUGUCAGCAUAUCCUGGGAGCCGCUCUUUUUCUGUUCUUUGUGGUGGGUGCUGUGGAGUUGGCAGGAAAUGGGAUCUGCAGACGUUAUGCAUAUACGUGCCCCAAGUGUCAAAAGUGGCGGAAGGUCGCAUUUCACAGGAAGUGGUCCUGGGCCGGGUUAUUCUCACAAGGGUGAAUGCCAGGAAGGGUGUGGUCGUUACAACCAGGUCGGUGGAGAUUCCGCUGCUUAUGCUUCUCAUCAACAACAGCUUCCCCAUGGUGUGGGUCUUGCAGACGUCGUGGAUGCGCUGACCUUCCUGCUGCUGAUCAACGUAGCUUUCUUUGGCCAGGGAAAUGCGGCCAGUGUUGCCAGCUUUGACAUUGCAUCUGUAUACCGCCUUACCACAGUGUUCAAUCCCUUCAUCAUGGGAGGUGUCCUUGUUGCCAAGAUUUUAAUCCCCCUGGUAUUAGUCACUUGCGCUUUUACUGCGAAGGUACAGCGGGCGGGCAUGUGGCAGUUCAGGAUGUACCUGCUGGUGGUGCUUCUGUCGAAUGUCAUAGCAUUGAGGUUCUUCUUCUUGGUGCGCAACACCGGGAGUUGGGCAGAAAUUGGCACCAGUCUUGGGUUCUAUGGGAUUAUGAAUGCGCAGGUUGUGAUAGUGCUGGUUCUCAUUGGAGUGUCCCAAAUCUACAUGGGUGGGAUCAGCAGCCAAUCAAAGGGCAAGAACGACUAG